AUGACUUCACUCGUAAGACCAAACCAAUCUUCCCUCGGUGCAACAGCGCUGGCUGUAACUUGGGCAGAAUGUGGGCUCGGUACUGUUGCUUUUGCGCUGAGGGUCUACACAAACGGAUGGAUCACGAAGCGCUGGAAAUCGGAUUUUUGGUGGUGCUUAACUACCUAUCUACUCGCCAUUUUCGCAACCGUCUUUCUAACCAUUUUGGUGAGCUACGGGCUUGGUGAACAUCUAGCGACUCUCCUCGCAGAUUCUCCUCAAACUAUUGUCAAGAACGAACUCUAUCAAUGGAUUUUCACCACCUUUGUUACCAUCGCAAUUUCCACCGGCAAACUCGCAACCAUCUCUUUAAUCUUGCAGAUUGAAGGAUCCGCUGUCCAUGGAACACGCAGAUGGGUCCUGUGGAUUUUCGCCGGGAGCAAUGUGGUUGUGAAUGUCAUCGUUCUUCCUAUCAUUUGGGUUCAAUGUACGCCCACGGCGAAGUUAUGGGAUGAGUCUAUUCCUGGCAGCUGCACUGGCCGUGCUAGGAAUCAGAUGUAUGGGUAUUUUCAAGGGAGCUUUGGUGCUUUCUUGGACCUGGCUAUAGCUAUAUACCCAAUCUUUAUCUUUUGGAACCCUAAGAUGCAGCUUCACGUUAAAAUUGGGCUCAUGACCCUGUUUGGCUUUGGUGUUGUUGCUGCCGUUUGUGCAUCUAUUAAGACCAGAGAACUGAGUACGCUCACCGCAACUUCAGACAUUACUUUCCAACUCGCAAGUCUAAAUAUAUGGGCCGCAACUGAGAUGUGGGUAAUCUUCAUCGUAGCCUGCAUUCCCGCAAUCCGCCCAUUCUUCGUCAAAGUAUUCCACAUCGUCUACGCCAGCGGGAGCAUCGGAGCGGGUUAUAUCCAACGAUCCGACACGAACACCAGGCUCAGUGGCACCGGAGCCGUCCGCUCUCGCGCCUUCGCUUCCGCGACAAAAACGUCGAAAGGAAUGAACUUGAGGAAUGAUAGCGAGGAGAAUAUACUGCCGAACCAGCAGGGGAUUAUGAUGACGAACCAUUUUAGUGUGAAGUAUGAUUUGAAUGAUGCGGGCAAGAAGAAUUUAAGUCGGACGCAUUUUGAAGGAGUGUAG
This is a messenger RNA of Hyaloscypha bicolor E, 1113 nucleotides long. RefSeq lists its product as uncharacterized. The transcript has 6 exons. NCBI's taxonomy places the organism in Eukaryota, Fungi, Ascomycota, Leotiomycetes, Helotiales, Hyaloscyphaceae. The record is from RefSeq and is a predicted model, not a curated record. Bases 1 to 1113 code for a protein of 370 amino acids.